AUGGGUUGGAAUUCCCUCUAUCGAAGAUACAAGUCCACUGGGUACUUGGACCCUAUUGGUCCGAGGCAUGAGUUUUCGCGGAAGACAAUUUUGGAAGUUAUUGAGGGGCCUUUGGAAGAUGACUCAGAAUUCAAGAAGGCAUUUAUGAUGAUGGCGGUGAAUGAUGUGAUGGCCCCGACAAGUUGUCAUCGAAUGUCUGUGAAGAUGCUCCCAGUUGUAAGUGUUGCAGAGAGGGCAAAAGAAUACGAUUGGUGUAGUUUUGUGUUGGACCAUCUUAUAAAAUCUGUUGGUAAUUUUGCGAAAAGGUUUUACACUGAAGGAUAUGCGAAAUGCUGUGGUGGUUGCACUAUAUUUCUGGCGGUGUUAUACCUUGAUCGAUUGAGGAGGAACCCUGUAUCGUGGGGAGUUUUUCCACGAAGAAAGCGUGGACGAAGGAGGAUAUAAACCUUGCAAAGAAAGAAGAUAGGAAAGCAUCAGGUGAUUAUGGUGGCCUCGGUGUAAGUAGUUUAUAUAUAAUAAUGUGUAAUUUUUUUUAGUAUGAAGGAAUAAGAUUUGUUGUGUUGUGUAUAUUAGAUUUGUUGUGU
Beta vulgaris subsp. vulgaris (sugar beet) is the source of this 584-nucleotide messenger RNA. RefSeq lists its product as uncharacterized. NCBI's taxonomy places the organism in Eukaryota, Viridiplantae, Streptophyta, Magnoliopsida, Caryophyllales, Amaranthaceae. Bases 1 to 444 code for a protein of 147 amino acids. The record is from RefSeq and is a predicted model, not a curated record. The transcript has 3 exons.